This is a messenger RNA of Benincasa hispida (wax gourd), 3098 nucleotides long. The record is from RefSeq and is a predicted model, not a curated record. NCBI's taxonomy places the organism in Eukaryota, Viridiplantae, Streptophyta, Magnoliopsida, Cucurbitales, Cucurbitaceae.
UGAAUUUUUUCAUUUAGGGACAAUUUCAACAUUUCACUCCUAAUUUAUCUCAAAACUGAAACUUUUUAAAGAGUGAUCUUUAGCCCCUAAAAAAUGUCAUUCCCCCAAGGAAUUUGGAUAUUGGAUUGGAGAGUUUGUUCUUCACUUCGUAUAAACCCUCAACUGAAGUUCUUAUCAUAUCUUAAACCCCAGUAUCUUUCAUCUUGAUAUUCAUUCCUCUCAGUUCUCUCCAGUGCGUUUGUGACUUCGUAAGAGCUCGAGAAUUUGGACCAGGGAGCCCCAAACAUCUUUAGCCAGAGCUUUUUCCCUGUUUUCUGUUUGCAACCCAGUUAUGAAUUGUUGUUGCAUUGCAUCUUGUAACUCUGAAGAAAGGAGAAAGUGGAAUUGGGAUUAAUUUAUUAGCUCCGAUUCCCCCCCUGGGUUUGUUUUUGCUGUCUCUUUGUUACCAUUUGGGUGUUUCCUGUUUAGUUUUAAUGGAUGUCUCUUCGUGCUGUGAAUCCGAUACCUACAGAUGAAGUUAGCGAGGGGAUGUGUGUAUAAAGAAAGAUUAUUGAGAGAAAAUAUGUGUCUGGAAAUAUGAUAAGGAGAGAGUUUGUACGAAGAAAUUGGUAUACUUGGUGUAGGAGUGUAUAAUGAUAAGAUAGUUAGAGCCAAUUUGAUCAUAACUCACCCAGUUUAGGCACAUGUUCUCGACCAAGAGAUCAGAUGAUGUUUGAAUUUUCCAACCCCACAUAUUGUUGAGGUCAAAAUAAGAAAGCUAGUGAGAGAAUGCAUGUGAUGAGAAAGAUUAGUGAGAAAGGGUCUGUAGAGACAAAUUAGUUAAUAAAUGAAGUGUCUAAGCCUGGUCUGUGGAAGUACUUAUUAUCAGUUUCUUAUUUGAGACACAUUGUUUUGAUUAUCUUGUGAAGUGUUUCUGAAUUUUUAAAGCUCCGUUGAUGACCGUUUGAUUUUUGGUUUUUAGUUUUUGAUAAUUAAGCCCUAUAAACACCCUUUUCCUCUAAUUUUUUUACUUUAUUAUCUACAUUCUACCAAUGUUCUUAAAAACCAAGCUAAACAAAGUAGUUUUUAAAAACUUGUUAUUAUUUUUGGACUUUGGCUAAGAAUCAAACUCUUUUUACUUAAGAUAAAUAAAAACUAUUGUAAGAAACUGAGAGAAAAUAUACUUAAUUUUCAAAAACCAAAUACUCAUUUGAGGCUAAAUAUUUGAAUUUGAAAGUGCUUUUAACCCCUAAAAGUACUUUCACUAUGGUAGAAAGCACUCCCAGGCAUCACUUUAGUUGGGGUUUUUGUCUAUUUGAUUGCAGUAAAGUCUGAAGACUCUUAAGAGGGAACAAAAAAUGGGCAUUUUCUAAUGAUUGUGAAAAAUCAGUUUAUGAUGGUUUAUGGAACUAAUUUGAUUUAUAUGGUUAGGUAUUGACAUAAAGUUGACGUGUAAGCUUAAGAGGAGACCUGAGUUGAGGUAUUUAGUUAAGUCAAGGUCUAACUGCAGAGUAAUGGGGCAUUUUCGAGUGUCUUUGUUUGUGUUUAGUUUUUAUAUGGAUUUCAGACUCAUCUGCUUUCCAAACAUCCGUGCCCCUUUUGCUCCUUUGUGUUCUAACAUGCUUCAAUCUCUGCCAGUUUGGAAACUGAGAAAAUGUUGAUUCUUCAAGCCUCUUCCCUCUCAAUGUCGGUUUCACCUCAAUAUGCAGUUCAUAAUGCCUCUACUUUGCAACGAUUCUUAACAGUUCCUAUUGAAUGUCAGACUUUUAAGCCUUCUUGUUAUUCUAGAUAUCAUUCACACAGUAUUUUGCCAAACCUUGUACACUAUAGCUACAGCCGAAAACUUCCUUGCCUUGCUGUUUGGUCUAAAUCUAAUUCAGAACAUGAUCCUGAACCCAAUGCUGAUUCUAAAGUGAAACAAAAACCAAGAAGUCGCAGUAAGAGAAGCAAAGCUUUAGAAAAGGAGGAAGACAAUGAUGCUGGGAUUUUCCCAACAACAAUCCCAAGGAAGCCUCGACGUGGUCGUAGAAGUGAAGCUGCAGCUCUUGAAGAUUAUGUUCGCAACACACUUGAACAAACAUUUGCAUCAAUUCGACAGCAAAAUGCAGAAGUAAUGGAAAAUAAGGAAAAUGUAAUCAAGGAAAAGGUUGAUGACAAGGUCGAAUUUGAAAGUAGUGAUGAUGAAGAGGAGGACGAAGAAGAGGAGAUAGAACAAAGUGACGGAGCUGGAAGGAAUAAGAAGAAGAAGAUGGUGGUAGAGGAAGAAGAUCCAAAUUGGCCCCUGGAUGCUGAUGUCGGAUGGGGAGUUCGAGCAUCAGAGUAUUUUGAACAACACCCCAUCAAGAAUAUAGUUGGAGAUGAUGGUGUCGAAAUUGACUGGGAAGGGGAAAUCGAGGACAAUUGGGUGCAGGAAAUCAACUGUUUAGAGUGGGAGAGCUUUGCUUUUCAUCCUAGUCCACUUAUUGUUCUUGUUUUCGAAAGAUAUAACAGGGCAACUGAUAAUUGGAAGACUCUGAAAGAACUUGAGAAAGCAUUGCAAGUGUACUGGAAUGCAAAGGAUCGAUUACCACCCCGGUCGGUGAAGAUUGACAUCAAUAUCGAGCGAGAUCUAGCCUACGCUUUGAAAGUUAGAGAAUGCCCUCAAAUUUUAUUUUUAAGAGGAAACAAGGUCUUAUACAGGGAAAAAGACUUCCGAACAGCAGAUGAAUUGGUCCAGAUGAUUGCAUUCUUCUAUUACAAAGCAAAGAAGCCUUCAUGGAUCAAUGAUAAAGCUUUGUCUCGACCAUUUUGACCUCGAACUCGUCCUCCUAUUCGGACAUACUCUCCACGCACAGAGGAUUUAUAAACAUCAUGUAGGUAUGAUCUCAACCAACAAUAUAGUUUCGAAUACUAUACUGGAAUUUGUUCAAAUACAAACUAGUAUUGAGUUUAAAAUCAACAUGUGACAUAGCUCUAAGUAGUCGAGUAUUAGUAACUUUCCAUUUGACUACAUAAUUUUCUACAACUCACAUGAGUUGUAGGUUUGAAUUUUUUCAUUGUGUAAUGUAAUAUUGUGGAAAAGUAAUCCCGAACUGCCGUUUGCUAAAUUUCAUGACUUUCAUUGUGGGUUUCACGACUAA